This is a messenger RNA of Oryza sativa Japonica Group (Japanese rice), 1265 nucleotides long. The record is from RefSeq and is a predicted model, not a curated record. Lineage: Eukaryota; Viridiplantae; Streptophyta; Magnoliopsida; Poales; Poaceae.
CCCAGCCCAUUCCUGCCUGAGCGAAGCAGUCCCCUCUCGAUUUUCCUUCUCCGGGGAGUCCACACGCUCUCGCCGCCGCCGCCCCCUUCCCCUCCCGUGACGCGCCUCGCCGCCGGCCGCCGCGCAGCGCCGCCGCCUCCCCUGCAGUCACUCUGCCCCGCGCUGUCUCCCCGCUGCUCCAGCCUCUAAGCGGGAGGAGGCAGGCGCCGGCCACCCCGGUCCGGCGGUUUCCCCCGUCGCUGUCGAUCCGGCGAUCCUCCAUCCUUCCAUCCUUGCCAACUUCCGAGGGCUAGAGUCACAUUAUGGCUUCAGAGGAACUGAGAACAAGCUUUUCAGAUUUAGUGGUGGGUUCUUCAUCUCGGACAGACAGCCAAGUUGAAUCUUCAGGUGAUCCAUCAUCUGAGGGAGGUGUGCAGGUUACUUGCUUCACUGAGGACCUGCAUGAUGUUAUCCUCCAUUUUCAGAUAAUAAGGUUCUCUAAGCAGAUCUAUGCUUGGGUUGGAUGCAACACAGCAAAGUUUGGCCAUCUAUACGCUGCUGCAAGUACUCGUCCGGGUAAUGGAGUGAGUGUCACCUCUGUACUAGGAGGAACAUCUGAUAACACUGGUUCAGGCAUGGCCCGUCGCUUAGUGCUGAAGACAGGUUUGAACAUAGUUCUAGCAUGCAACAUUCCAAAAGACAGUCCCAUGCUCGAGGCUGCUGCAGAGAGGAAGCUGAUAGAGAAGUUGAGAGGUUUAGGUUAUGUCAGACCCAGAGCAGGAGAGGUUAACACUUCCACGGCACAAUAAUGAGUAACUUGUGAGCUCUCGGUUGGUCAAGAACAGAAACCUUGUGAACCCGCCCUAAAUCUUUGCAGGUGAUCGUUGGCAAUCGCGACUUGUUCAUGGAUUGAUCAGACAUCAUCUAUAUGCAGAUCAUUCUUCAGUACCUAAAAACUCAUUGAAUCCUACAUUAAGGCAUUUGCUCCAAGACUUCUCUUCUGAUCUUAUCUCUUGAGAGGUUGUUAGAGGUUGUCUGGGAUGUGAUUCACACGUACUUGUACUGUGGAUUGUCAGGUACAAGUUGGACCAAACUGAAGCUCCAAAGAUUUAUGUUAGUGUAAGUACCAUUCAGCGAGUACAUGCAUGUAACAGGAAUACAAAGUCAUCGAUACAAUCCAUUUGCAAGCUCUUCAAUUCUGGGCAAAACGGGUGGAACUUCCACCUACUUUGCUAUGAUCCUGUCACUGUCGACUAUAGAAACGACUGUCUGCACAACUUUCAUAA